Messenger RNA from Parathielavia appendiculata, 299 nucleotides. RefSeq lists its product as uncharacterized. The coding region runs from base 17 to 292 and encodes 91 amino acids. The record is from RefSeq and is a predicted model, not a curated record. The transcript has a single exon. NCBI's taxonomy places the organism in Eukaryota, Fungi, Ascomycota, Sordariomycetes, Sordariales, Chaetomiaceae.
ACCCUCGAUUGUGCAGAUGCUGUGUGGCAGCUUUGGUACUGCUUGUCUUCACUUGUCUUGGGCACUCGGCGUGGGAUACGUAUGGACCUGGUGCAUCAGUGUCAGCUUCACAUUGGUGAAUGAUGCGCCACACAUGCAGAGCAAGGGAGUUAUCGCAGUACGGAUGCGUUUCACCGAGUUUCAUGCGAUUAUCCGUGCGAAAUGGCGCGUGCAGACCUCGUUGGAAGAUCUCAGUAGCGGAAUUUGGGAACCCGCAAGCAGCGACCUCGAGAAAAUGAAUAUGCAUAGAUAAGCUUACC